This is a messenger RNA of Candoia aspera, 2962 nucleotides long. It is a transcript of the gene BCL2L13, whose product is annotated as BCL2 like 13. Gene Ontology annotation, biological process: regulation of apoptotic process; apoptotic process. Lineage: Eukaryota; Metazoa; Chordata; Lepidosauria; Squamata; Candoiidae. Bases 178 to 1587 code for a protein of 469 amino acids. The transcript has 7 exons. Gene Ontology annotation, cellular component: membrane; mitochondrion. The record is from RefSeq and is a predicted model, not a curated record.
GCGCGCGCAGCACCGACAGGCGGCAAGGGUCACUUUCGAGGGAGCGUCGCGCGCCCUCCCUCGCUUUGACCUCUUCCUCUUUUUUUUUUUUUGGUCUUAUCCUCGCGAGACUCAGAUUAAAAAACGAAGAUAACAUUACGUGGACCAUAAUCCUACGGAUCUUUGGAAGCCAAUUCAAUGGCAUCCUCUACUGCUGUCCCUGUAGGUUUUCAUUAUGAAACAAAAUAUGUUGUCCUCAGCUACUUGGGUCUCUUGUCACAAGAAAAGCCUCAGGAACAGCUCUCUCUGUCAACUCAAGUAACGGAAGGGUCUAUGGUCUCACAAGCUUUAGAAAAGGAGAUCCUGGAGAAAGUUAAAGCAGAAAUUGAGGAAGAAUUGAAGCGUCUUGAUGAAGAAAUUUUGGAAGCUUUCACUACAACUGGCUUUGACUGCCACACAUCUCCAGUAUUUAGUCCUGCAAACCCAGAGACUUCUGUUGAAGAAUGCUUAGCCCAUCUUGGAGAGAAGGUAUUCCAAGAAUUGAAAGAACCUCUUGAAAAGGCAUUAGAGAUCCUACUUAGCAAGCCAGUGAAUUACCAGGAAUACAAAGAGAGGACUCAGGAAGCAGCAAGUCAUGCUAGUGGAUGGAGCAAGGUUUUAGUGCCCCUAGUGAUUCUUCAGCAAUUCUUGGUAGAGCUGUCUAAACGGGGCCAAGAACCACUUGGUGCACUUCUGAAUUUUGGAGUUACCUACCUUGAAGAUUAUGCUUCAGAUUAUAUCAUCCAGCAAGGUGGAUGGGGGACUGUUUUUAGUUUGGAUUCUGAAGAAGAAGAGUACCAUGGAAUCAUUGCUGAAGACAGCAAUGACAUCUACAUCCUAACCAGUGACAACUCAGGCCAGGUGAGCCCGCCUGAGUCACCCACAGUAACAACAUCUUGGCAGUCAGAGAGCUUGCCUGUUUCUUUGUCAGCCAGCCAGAGCUGGCAUACAGAGAGCUUGCCAGUUUCGUUGGGGCCUGAGUCGUGGCAGCAAGUAGCUAUGGAUCCUGAAGAAGUAAAGAGCUUGGAUAGCAAUGGAGGUGGAGAAGAAAGGAGUGAAAACAACUCUUCGAACUCCGAUAUUGUACAUGUUGAAAAGGAAGAGAUACAAGAGAGCGUUGAGGAGACAGCAAUGUCAGAGGUUGGUCUGCAAACUACUGCUAAAAAAUUGAGCUUCCCAGAAGCUCCAACUGCAUUGCCAAAAACAGAGUCAGAGGCUGAAAGCUUGCUGAUUAAAAGACUAAGUCCCUCUGCACCCUCACUUACUGAGUGUCACAAAAAGGGGAGAGUAGUGGAAUAUCCUGAACCUGAACCUCUGAUGUUGAGUAAAUAUGCCAAACAAUUAACCCCUUCAAGUGAAAAGGCUUCCCCCAAGCCUGAGAAAAUACAACUUCCAGAAGAAGAAACAAAACUAGGGAAAGAGAGCUAUUCUGAAGAAAAGUCUCCUGAUGGAGAGGAGAAAUCCAUUCUUUUGCCGGAAGGCAAAUCACUUUUGCUCUAUGGUGGAGCAGCUGCAGUAGCUAUCCUGGCUGUAGCGGUUGGUGUAGUGUUGACAUUGAGGAAAAAGUAGUGAACUAUUAUUCUCUUCUGAGAUAAGGCCUGAAUCCACACUGGGUUGCAUUGACUAAGGUUUGGGAUGCCUCCUGUUAAUGAGAAAUCUGUGUAACUUGACAGGAAGAUGGGGCAUGAGUUUACUGCUAAGUCUAGAGACAAUCAUGUUUUAGUGGCCUGGGACUGGAUCUUCUUCUUUAAGGAUGGGGUAUUACUGAAAGCCCCUUGCACAUUUAAAUAUCUCAGUAUAUCUAAGAAAUUGGGGGGGGGGUUGCUUAUACACUGGAAGUUGGAUCAGGAAAUUCCGGGUGAUGGAAAAGUUAAUUGUUAUCCCUGGAGAAUUCCUUUAUGUAGCUGCUAUUGCAGCUUCUUGGUUCACCUUCACCUCUUGAAUGAGAGGUUCUCUAGCCCUGUAGCAUGAGCUACUUCCCCUUCUAUCUCAGCUUCCUCAGGUGCUUCGCUGCUCCUCUUCACCUCUCUGUUCCCCUCGAGGCCCCAUGGGGUAGUGCUUGCCCCCAAAAUUCUGUGAUUAAACUCCCAAAGCUAUGAAAUGAAAUGAAAGCCUCCCACGUAGGGAUGAAAGUGUAACGCAUUUUGGGGAAAGGCAAUGUUAUUUUUUCAUCCUUGUGCAUUAGGCAUUUGGGUGAUCUGUUACUGUUGUGACUCUGUCCCUAUCCAUUCCCUGCCCCCUCUCAUUCAUCCAGCUUUAUUGUGUCAGUUUAGUUAUAAAAAUACACUCCUAUUAUGUAAGUUACCUAUCACUAUUCUGAUGAAUGCAAAAGAAGGAAAUGUUUCCAUGUAAUAAGCAAAAAUGUACGUGAGGCCAAGAGUUGAAUACCGUGCAGCUUCAGAUUUCAUUCAAAACAUGUGCUUCAGAGUGCAUGGGGUAUAAAUAGAGGACCUGUCUGCAACUCUUUAAAGCUGUUGUGGUUUUCCCCAGGAUAGGAUGGUUGCCCUCCACAAUUGCUGUGUGUCCCAGAAAAAGAUAGUUGCUUUAAAAAGUUGAAAACAGUGCUAUGGAUGCGCUUCUGCAUGCUCCAAAACACUUCUUGGAUUUGAAUCUGAAGCAGUGUGGCCCUAGGAAAUGCCACUACUUAUAAAUUAAAAUCUGUUUUGUUAAUCCAGUUGCAAGGUUGGAACACUUCGCCUUAAUUUACUUUUACCAUUGUGAUGAACCAUGGUCUUCAAGGAAACUGACUCAGCAAUUAACUGAAAGAGCAUUUAUUUCCAAUUUCCAGUUUUCUGACCAUUGAUAGAGAAAUGAGCUGAAAAUCAUGUCUUGUAUACUUCAUGUAACUUUACAGGUAACUUCUAUGUGUAGACAAUUUCUUUUUAUUCCAUCAGCUAUAAUUGGUCCCAGAAAAAAAAAAUAAAAUUCAUAAUUCACGUCAAAA